Messenger RNA from Dendrobium catenatum, 3317 nucleotides. RefSeq names its product pentatricopeptide repeat-containing protein At4g14050, mitochondrial. NCBI's taxonomy places the organism in Eukaryota, Viridiplantae, Streptophyta, Magnoliopsida, Asparagales, Orchidaceae. Gene Ontology annotation, biological process: RNA modification. The record is from RefSeq and is a predicted model, not a curated record. Bases 1268 to 3121 code for a protein of 617 amino acids. The transcript has a single exon. Gene Ontology annotation, molecular function: zinc ion binding; RNA binding; protein binding.
UUCUCACAUCCACCAACUUCCUCUGCAAGGUAGGCAUAUGCAUCAACGGUUCUAAUCCCUGCAUUUGUCAUCGAUUUUAGGACGGAAGCUUUUUCCUCAAUAACAUUCCUACAUGAUCUUAAAAGGUGUCGGUCGGCUGGGCUAGCUAAUUCAUGGUUGUGGGAUUCAAUAAAUCUUUUGACAUGCCAGUAACCGUCUUCAUCAGUGACAAACCUCACCAUGGCUGGACAACCAGUUCUGACAACUGGUCUAAUGAAUCUCUUCCUCUUCCCUGAAUUAUGAUCGUCACUUUUUUUGAAACCAGCUUUUGAACAAACAAAGUCCUUCGAUUUUAUCUUCCUAGAAUUUGGCCAAAAACUGUGAUGAUCCUUUCGGACACUAAAGCCAUUAUCGUGAGCAUAAGUGCAAAAACAUUCAUAUGCUUCUGUCUCAUCUUUGUAUACAGCCUGAAAGGGCAAGUAUAGCGCAAGUAAAGGGCAAGUAUAGCGCAAGUAUAGCGCAACUAUAGCGCAACUAUAGCGCAACUAUAGCGCAACUAUAGCGCAACUAUAGCGCAACUAUAGCGCAACUAUAGCGCAACUAUAGCGCAACUAUAGCGCAUUCUUUUAUUUAUCAUCUUCAUCCUAGAAAUCAAUAAUGAAUGCUAAGCAACAACAACAACAUUAGAUUUUUUUAUUUUUUACUUUUUCGACAAAAGAAAUUUAUUCUGCUUAAAAAUCGCAAAAUCAAAAAUCUUAAGAAUAAUGAGCUGAAACCUACGUCAACUUUCUGCUUAAGAAAUUUAUUCUGCUCACAAACAACUUUCUAACUCGUUUUUCCAAGAUACUUACCGAUAUGUUGAAACCAGAGGAAUUUCCGGCUAAGUUAGGUUCCGAUUCCGAUUCAUGCACAUGUUCCGAUUCCGAUUCAUGCACCAGCCCUUCCGAUUCAUGCAUCCUUUCCGAUUCAUGCACUCCCUCUUCCACCUCCCUCUUCACUGAGCAGUCCAUUUCUUCUCUGCAAUUUUCUGGCUCGUUUUUUCUUCUACAGCAGCACAUAUUUGCGUCUUUCGCGGGUCUCAAAAUGAAAAAAUAGGGCGGCAAAAGCUUAAAAGUUCAAAUGAAUAGCGUUAUCGGGUCGGGUCGCUAACUCUGACAAGACAUAAAGCGUUAAUAUUAAAUUAAAAAAACGACUGACAGAUGGCGCAUUUUUAUUGGCGACCGAACGGAGAGAUGGCUUCGGUCACCUGACCCAAUAAUUUGCCUCGAAUGAGAGGGAGGUAGCAGGGAUGCAAUUUCCGCCACCGGCCACCGCUCAAAUCCUCCUCUCCCUCCUACGCUCCGCCGCCAGCUUCCAUCUACCCGCAGUAGCCCGCCACAUCCACGCCCACCUUCUCAAAUCCUGCCUCCUUCAUUCCUCUCCCUUCCCAUCCUCCCUCCUCAAUGCGUACACUAAAUCUGACCUCCAGCUUGACGCUUACAUCUUGUUCGACGAAAUUCCCCACCCGGACAUCUUCCUAUACUCAUCCAUCCUAGCAGCUCAUGCGCGUUACAAUUCCCUUUCCUCCUUCCUCUCCAUCUUCCGCCGGAUGAUCUCCGUCCAUUUUCUCCUCCCCGACGACUUCGUCCUUGCCACUCUCGUCAACGCCUGCGCUCGCUUCCUUUCCCUUCGUCUUGGCCGCCAGGUUCAUGCCUACGUUCUAGUUUCCACUUUCUCCUCCGAUGAUAUUGUGAAAUCCUCGCUUGUCGACAUGUACUCCAAGUGUGGACUUCCAAAUGAUGCUCGCAGGGUCUUUGAUUCCAUCGAGUUGAAGAAUUUUGUUUCCUUAACCACCAUGGUUUCCGGGUACGCUGCUAAUGGGUGCAUUGCUGAAGCUUUGGAGCUUUUCUGGAGAAUGCGUGAAAGAUCGGUUUUUGUUUGGACUGCUCUGAUAUCCGGUUUGGUCCGUAGUGGGAAUGGCUUUGAAGGUCUGAACUUGUUUGUGGAAAUGAGAAGGGAGGGUACUCGCAUUGAUGAUGCUUUUGUGCUUUCUAGUGUUGUCAGCGCUUCAGCUGAUAUGGCAAUGUUGGCCCUCGGUAAGCAGCUUCAUUGCCUUUCUGUAUCUCUUGGUUAUGAGUCAAACAUGAUGCUGGGCAAUGCUUUUGUGGACAUGUAUGCGAAAUGUAGUGAUAUUGCAUCGUCAAGAAUGGCGUUUGAUAAGAUUUUGAAGAUCAAAUGCGUGGUUUCAUGGACUACUAUGAUAGUUGGAGAGGCUCAACAUGGCAGGGCGGAGGAAUCAUUGGAUUUAUUUGCUAGGAUGGUUAGUUCUGGAGUGAAACCAAACGAGAUCACAUUCGUGGGUCUAAUUUAUGCUUGCAGCCAUAUCGGUUUAGUUUGGAAGGGCCGGGAACUGUUUGAUUCAAUGCUGAAGGAUUAUGGGAUUAAGCCUUCAUUAAAGCACUAUACAUGCCUGUUGGAUCUUUUUAGUAGGUCGGGCCAUCUUUCCGAAGCUCAGAGUCUCAUUCAGAUAAUGCCAUAUGAACCUGAUGAAGCUGCUUGGGCUGCUCUUCUGAGUGCUUGCAACAAGCAUGGAGAUAUCCAGCUGGGUGUUCAUGUAGCUGAUAAAUUAUUGAGACUGAAACCACAAGUUUCUUCAACAUACAUAUUGUUGUCUAAUACUUAUGCUAUCGCUGGGAAGUGGGAUAGUGUGGCAAAUGCAAGGAAGUUGAUGGAUGACUUGGAGAUAAAAAAGCAGCCUGGCUAUAGCUGGAUUGAAGUUGGUAGGGAGAGCUGCUUGUUUCAAGCUGGAGUGGUGCCUCUUCAUAUGAGAGAGAAUAUUCUUGCUCUGCUCAAGGAAUUGAUGGAGGAAAUGAAGAAGAGGGGGUAUGUCCCAGAUACUAGCUCAGUCCUGCAUGACUUGGAUGAGGAUGAGAAAGAGCUGCAACUAUUUAUGCAUAGUGAAAGACUUGCAGUUGCAUUUGGGCUUCUCAAGUCAGCUUCUGGGAUGACCAUUCGGGUUUUGAAAAACCUUCGUGUUUGUGGGGAUUGUCAUACUUUCAUGAAGCUCAUCAGCAGUAUUUCAGGGAGGGAGAUUGUAGUUAGAGAUGCCAACAGAUUUCAUCAUUUCGAGUGUGGAAGAUGCUCCUGUGGUGAUUUUUGGUGAUGUGGGAGCUCUAUGAUUGCGGUUGGAGUUUAGUUUCAUCAUCCUGAUGGUGAGAGAUGCCCUUUCAGUAAUUUAGGGUCAUUGGUGCUUUAUUAUUAUGUUGGAGUUCACAACUAUAAUUUGGCACAUUUCGCUUCUAAACCCCCCAUUAUUGCUUGAAAAGUAUAAAGAAGUAUAAUGCUCUAUUUUUCCUCAA